CAAUCAACAAUACAUACUGCAAUUAAUGUUGCAGAAAAAAAAAAGCAAACAAUUUUUGACUUAGUUGAGGCGUUUGUAAGUGCAAACAUUCCAUUAGAAAAGGUUGCCAAAUUGCAUCUAUGGCUUAAGGAUAAUCUUCAUAAUGGUGGUUUUAUUCCUUCAGCUGAUGUUUUAAGAUGA
This is a messenger RNA of Cetraspora pellucida, 180 nucleotides long. The record is from the annotation of a GenBank genome assembly. NCBI's taxonomy places the organism in Eukaryota, Fungi, Glomeromycota, Glomeromycetes, Diversisporales, Gigasporaceae.